GAUCUCACCAGCUGAUAAUCCCACAAACAAAACAUAACCUGUAACAACAGGAUGUUGUGCUACCAGUGCAGAUUAUAAAAAAAAUAUUAAAUCACAAAUGCGAUUAUGUUUGGGGCAUUAAAAAAUAAAUUCCAAACCGUACAGGAUGGCAUAUCUGCGAGUUUACGGGGAUUCUCAAUAUCGGAAAGUCCGAAAACUAAAAAAUCUCUGCGUGCUGGAAAAGUAAAUUAUGGAGCUGGAGCUGAUAUUCUGCAUCACUUCCAGCUCCAGUGGAAUGAAUUGCAUGAACUGGCAGAAGAGAAUGCGACGAAGGCACGCGAAGUUGACAUUUUAAUCGGUGGCAUUUAUGAGAGACUCGACAGACAAUGGAGUAGUAUCAAUAUUUUGAAUGCAACACUGGCAGCGAUACCAAAAAUUAAUAAUGACAUUCAGAAUUUGAUGGAUCAGAUAGGAUCGUUGGAGGAGGCGUUUGAGGAAGUUGAAGCUGCUCUGUACAGACUAGAGGACUUGAAUGACACGUUGGAACUCCAGAAUAAACAGCUGGACCACAGGUUUCAAUUGGCUCUGUACAAGGAGAAGAAGUUGGCAGAAUUGGAUUCUGUCAGAGCUGAACUAGCUAGAGAGCAUAAAGAGAGGGUCUUACAACAAGAACUGAAGCAGCAGAAGACCCUAAAGGAGAGACAAGAGACAUUCGACGAGGUCUUCAGAGGAGAAUUAGAGAAUUAUAAAGUUACUGGCUCCGUACCUAAAGUAGCAUCACCUCAUAAGGGUCCAACCCUCGAAGAGAUCGUCCUGGAGGACGAUUCAACUGAUUUCGAUGAUUUUUUGGAGAGCUAAACGCCUAAGAGUUCCUUUAUAUUUAUCAUUGUGAUCAUUGAAUUCAUCUACUUGCUCUGAAGAUCCUUUCGUACUAGAUUGUUUAGAAUUUGUAUAAGGGCAAUGAUUUUUUCCGCUAUUUUUCGUGAAGAUAUUUGUAUAGAUUUAAUAACAAUAUAUUUAAUUACUACAUAUAUAUAA
Molecule: messenger RNA, 1017 nt
Organism: Diachasmimorpha longicaudata
Lineage: Eukaryota; Metazoa; Arthropoda; Insecta; Hymenoptera; Braconidae
Gene: Dysb
Product: dysbindin protein homolog
Exons: 5
Coding region: 106-837 (243 amino acids)
Biological process (GO): negative regulation of protein kinase activity
Cellular component (GO): cytoplasm
Source: RefSeq, a predicted model, not a curated record